Leucoraja erinaceus (little skate) is the source of this 6614-nucleotide messenger RNA. RefSeq names its product glutamate receptor ionotropic, NMDA 2B-like. NCBI's taxonomy places the organism in Eukaryota, Metazoa, Chordata, Chondrichthyes, Rajiformes, Rajidae. Gene Ontology annotation, molecular function: transmitter-gated monoatomic ion channel activity involved in regulation of postsynaptic membrane potential; NMDA glutamate receptor activity. The coding region runs from base 1485 to 5840 and encodes 1451 amino acids. The record is from RefSeq and is a predicted model, not a curated record. Gene Ontology annotation, cellular component: NMDA selective glutamate receptor complex; plasma membrane; postsynaptic density membrane. The transcript has 12 exons. Gene Ontology annotation, biological process: long-term synaptic potentiation; excitatory postsynaptic potential; synaptic transmission, glutamatergic.
GGGUCACUGAGUUGGUGCCGACCAGCGAUCCCCGUACACUAUCACGAUGGGACAAUUUCACAUUUUUACUGAAGCCAAUUUACCUACAAACCUGCACGUCUUUGUAGCUGUGGGAGGAAACCGAAGCACCUGGAGAAAACCCACACGGUCACAGGGAGAACGUACAAGCUCCCUACAGACAGCUCGGGUCAGGAUCAAACCUGGGUCUCUGGCGCUGCAAGUCAGCAACUCCACCGCUUCAACACUGUGCCGCCCCGUGUUAACUCUAUUUUUCUUUCCACAGAUGCUGCCUGUCCCACUGAGUGUUUCCAGCUUUUACUGCGUUUAUUACGGAUUUUCAAUAUCUUCUCCAGAACCAAAUUCAUCUUUUGCAUGAUACCUUAGCGAGGACACUUGCUUUAAAAUGUUUUUUAGUCUGGAAUACAUCUAGAGAAAGGGGUGGAAAUAAUCUACUACUCGGGCAGCAUCUGUGGGGAGAUCUGUGGCAUUUCAGGUCAAUGGUACUGAAACUAAAGAUGUAAAUCCAUAGGAAUUAGCACAGCCACUAAUGCCGAUCUUCUGAACUCUCCGCUCCCUCCCCUUUCACCUAUAUUCCUUCCUCUGGCUUCACAGUCUGCAUCUCCUCUAUCCUUAUCCCACAUUUUAUUAAUUUCAUAUCUGGCUUUGUCCAACCAUCUGGCCUGUAUCCACCUAUCACUUUGGCCUGCCCCUCCUCUCUUCCACCUUUCUUCCACGAUGAAUCUGAAACAUAGAAACAUAGAAAUUAGGUGCAGGAGUAGGCCAUUCGGCCCUUCGAGCCUGCACCGCCAUUCAAUAUGAUCAUGGCUGAUCAUCCAACUCAGUAUCCCGUACCUGCCUUCACUCCAUACCCUCUGAUCCCCUUAGCCACAAGGCCACAUCUAACUCCCUCUUAAAUAUAGCCAAUGAACUGGCCUCGACUACCCUCUGUGGCAGAGAGUUCCAGAGAUUCACCACUCUCUGUGUGAAAAAAGUUCUUCUCAUCUCAGUUUUAAAGGAUUUCCCCCUUAUCCUUAAGCUCUGAUCCCUUGUCCUUAAGAAGGGUCCCGACCCAAAACGUCACCUAACCAUAUUCUUCAGAGAUGCUGCCCGACGCACUGAGUUACUCCAGCGCUUUGUGUCUUUUUUUGUUAAACCAGCAUCUGCAUACUUCCCUGGCAGGGGAGAGACUGUCAUCAAAAAGGCGUUUCUCCCAGGACAAGGCUAUCCCAUUGCAAUUCGGGUGUGCUGAUGCCUGCGAUGUCCCCAAAUGCGGGAUACUCUACUGCAAAAUUUGCGGUAGUGGGGGACUGCGUUCGCGAAAAUGUUAAAAAAAUUAUAAAAAAUAAUUUAAAAAAAACAAAAACAAAAAAACAGCAUCUGCAGUUCUUUGUUACAACUCUGAUCCUGCUCCCAUCUCGGUGUUUAGGUGUAUAUUGAUUACUUUGGUUUAAGGCUGUACUUAUUUAUUGCAGGGAAUAAAUUCAAUGAAGAUGAGGCACAUGGGCUUGCAUCUUCUGAAGGUUUUAUUCAUUCUCGUGUCUCAUGUGGUUUGGGCGAAAGGCAUCUUGAAGAGCAAAUCCACCCUGAACAUAGCCGUGAUCCUCGGUGGCACGUCUUGCGAGAUGGACGUCAAGGACGUUUUGAACAAAGAUGACUUCCAACAUUUGUCCAUCGACCCCAACGUGGUACAGGUCUCGGUCAACGAGACCGACCCCAAGAGCAUCAUAACGCGCGUGUGCGACCUCAUGUCCGGGAUGAAGAUGCACGGCGUGGUGUUUGGCGACGACACCGAUCACGAAUCCAUUGCAGAAAUUUUGGAUUUUAUUUCCGCUCAGACUAUGAUCCCAAUCCUUGGAAUACACGGCGGCUCCUCGAUGAUAAUGGCAGACAAGGACGACUCAUCGAUGUUCUUCCAAUUUGGCCCGUCCAUUGAGCAGCAAGCCUCAGUAAUGCUGAACGUUAUGGAGGAGUACGACUGGUAUAUUUUUUCCAUUGUAACAAGUUACUUCCCGGGGUACCAGGAAUUUGUCAAUAAGAUUCGAAGCACCAUUGAGAACAGCUUUGUCGGUUGGGAGAUGGAGGAGGUCAUGUCUCUGGACGUUUCGAUGGACGACGGCGAGGUUAAGAUCCAGAACCAGCUGAAGAAGCUUCAGAGCCCAGUCAUCCUCCUGUUUUGCACUAAGGACGAGGCCACUUACAUUUUCCAAGUGGCUGAGUCCGUCGGCCUGACGGGCUAUGGUUACAUCUGGAUCGUGCCGAGCACUGUGACCGGGAAUACCGACAUCAUCCUGCCAGAGUUCCCCACGGGAUUAAUUUCUGUCUCCCACGACGAGUGGGAUUAUGGGCUCCCGGCCCGGGUCAGGGACGGAGUCGCCAUCAUCACCACGGCGGCUUCGAGCAUGUUGGAUGAACGGCGGGAGAUCAUGGAACCUAAAACCAGCUGCUACAGUGUGCAGGAAAGAAGGGCCCAUCAAUCAAACACUUUGCACAGAUACCUUAUGAAUGUAAGCUUUGAGGGAAGAAACCUCUCCUUCAGUGAAGACGGGUACCAGAUGCACCCCAAAUUAGUAAUCAUCCUACUGAACAAAGAACGGCUAUGGGAAAAGGUUGGGACGUGGGAGGCAAAAAGGCUGGCCAUGAAGUAUCACAUCUGGCCCCGGUACUACUUGUUCUCGGAGUCGGAAGAGGAAGACGACCACCUGAGCAUCGUCACGUUGGAGGAGGCGCCCUUCGUCAUUGUGGAGAACGUGGACUCUCUGAGCGGCACGUGUAUGAGGAACACGGUACCCUGCAGGAAGCACGUCAAACCCAUCAAUGAAAGCGAAGGAGGGAUCUACAUCAAGCGAUGCUGUAAAGGAUUUUGCAUUGACAUUUUGAAGAAAAUUGCCAAGUAUGUCAAGUUCACAUAUGAUUUGUAUCUGGUGACAAAUGGAAAGCACGGGAAGAAAAUUAAUGGGACGUGGAACGGACUGGUCGGAGAGGUUGUCCGGAAGCACGCACACAUGGCCGUGGGUUCCCUCACUAUCAACGAAGAACGCUCAGAGGUGAUAGACUUCUCGGUGCCUUUCAUUGAGACUGGGAUCAGUGUCAUGGUGUCACGGAGCAACGGGACGGUAUCACCCUCCGCAUUUCUGGAGCCCUUCAGCGCUGACGUCUGGGUGAUGAUGUUCGUGAUGCUUCUGAUUGUCUCAGCGGUCGCUGUCUUUGUCUUUGAAUACUUCAGCCCCGUGGGAUACAACCGGUGUCUGGCUGAUGGAAGGGAGCCUGGAGGUCCAUCUUUCACCAUCGGCAAAGCCAUCUGGCUGCUCUGGGGCCUCGUCUUCAACAACUCUGUGCCAGUCCAGAACCCCAAGGGCACCACCAGUAAGAUCAUGGUGUCGGUCUGGGCCUUUUUCGCUGUGAUCUUCUUGGCCAGUUACACGGCCAACCUGGCUGCCUUCAUGAUUCAAGAGGAGUACGUGGACCAAGUAUCAGGCCUCAGCGAUAAGAAGUUUCAGAGACCAAAUGAUUUUUCUCCUCCUUUUCGGUUCGGGACAGUUCCCAAUGGCAGCACAGAGAGAAACAUCCGUAACAAUUACCUCGAAAUGCACUCCUACAUGACUAAGUACAAUCAGAAAUCAGUGCUGGACGCACUAGUAAGCUUGAAGUCUGGGAAGUUGGACGCAUUCAUCUACGAUGCGGCAGUGCUGAACUACAUGGCCGGCAGGGACGAGGGCUGCAAGCUGGUCACCAUCGGCAGCGGCAAGGUGUUUGCCACCACUGGCUACGGCAUUGCAAUCCAGAAGAGCAGCGGCUGGAAGCGGGCGGUGGAUCUGGCCAUCCUGCAACUCUUCGGCGAUGGGGACAUGGAGGAGCUGGAGGCCAUGUGGCUGACUGGCAUCUGCCACAACGAGAAGAACGAGGUGAUGAGCAGCCAGCUGGACGUGGACAACAUGGCGGGCGUCUUCUACAUGCUGGGCGCUGCAAUGACGCUCAGCCUCCUCACCUUCAUCUGCGAGCACCUCUUCUUCUGGCAGCUGAGGCACUGCUUCAUGGGCGUCUGCACCGGCAAACCUGGCUUCCUGUUCUCAGUCAGCAGGGGUAUAUACAGCUGCAUCCACGGCGUUCCCAUCGAGGAUAAGCAGUCAUGCAUGGACUCACCGACGGCCACGGUGAACGACACGCAUUCCAACAUCAUGCGUCUGCUGAGGACAGCCAAGAGCAUGGCCAACCUGACGGGGGUGAACGGCACGCACUUCGGCUCGCCGCAGAGCGCGCUGGACUUCAUCGGGCACGACCCGUCGGUCUUCGACGUGUCCGAGCACCGGAGGAGCUUUGCCCACUCGGACUGCAAGUCCUACCAGCCGGACGACAACCUGUUCAGUGACUACAUCAGCGAGGUGGAGAGGACGUUCGGUAACCUCCACGCCAAGGACAACAACAGCAUCUACCAGGACCACUACCACCACCACCGGCCGCACAGUAUCGCCAGCACCAGCUCCUUGGACAUCCCCUACGACUGCGACAACGCCAUGUUUGGCACGCAAGGCCGGACCCUGCCGCGGAAGCCCUUUGAGAUCGGCUUGCCCCUGAAACACGCCCAGGGCCACCUGAGCGACAGCUACGACAACCACAAGUACCCGUUCAAGAACGACCGCUACGCCCACGACGACCUGAUCCGCUCCGACGUGUCGGACAUCUCCACCCACACGGUCACCUACGGCAACAUCGGCAACACCAAGCGCCGCAAGCAGUACAAGGACAGCCUGAAGAAGCGGCCGGCCUCGGCCAAGUCCCGCAAGGAGUUCGACGAGAUCGAGCUGGCGUACCGGCGGCGCGCCCACACCACGGACCGCAAGGGCCGCUUCUUCAACAAGGACAAGCUGCGCGACCUGUACCACGACCAGUUCCGCUGCGCCAAGGAUGGCCAGGCCCGCUGGCAGCACGUGGACCUGACCGAGCUGUACCAGGGGCACGGCGGCGGGGGCAUGGGGCCGGAAGACGAAUACGGCAAGUUCGAGGUGUCGCGCUUGGCCAGGCCCCACCACCUCCACUUGGCCGAGUUCGGCCCUGGCUCCGGGCAGCCCCAGGGCGGCAUGUGGGACAAGCCGGACUGGGCCGGGCAACAGGCCGAAGCCUACUGCCGCAACUGCCCGGCCAAGCUGCACAACUACAGUGGGCAGGGGGCUGCCAGGGGGGCCUGCCACUGGUGCGAGGCCUGCAAGAAGGCGGCCACGCUGUACGACAUCAGCGAGGACAACUCGCUGCAGGAGGCCGAGCUGUCGUCGGGGCCGGGCCCGCUCAAGUACCAGAGCCCCGGAGACUCGGCGAAGCUGGCACGCCGGGGGCGGAACAAGCUGAGGCGCCAGCACUCCUACGACACCUUCGUGGAUCUGCAGAAGGAGGAGAGCGUGGCCAUGGCUCCCCGUAGCGUCAGCCUCAAGGAGAAGGACCGCUUCCCCGAGGGCAGCCCCUACGCCCACAUGUUCGACCCUCUGGCCCCGGAGCCCCCCUUCAGCGGCAAGGCCCCCGUCCCCGAGCAUCGCAGCCUGAGCCGCUACACGCUCAGCAAGUCCCUCUACCCCGACCGGGUGACCCAGAACCCCUUCAUCCCCACCUUCGGAGACGACCAGUGCCUGCUGCACGGCACCAAGUCCCACUUCAAGCACCCGGCACCCCCCAUGGGACGGGCACCCUCCUCGGCAUCCGCCGUGCUGGGCUCCAGGUUCGCCAAGGACAUGUGCCUGGGCAGCCAGGCCGCCAACAUGUGCAUGGCCAACAACAAGACUGCCAGGGCCUUCAACGGCUCCAGCAACGGGCACGUGUACGAGAAGCUCUCCAGCAUCGAGUCGGACGUCUGAGAGGCCCGGGAGCUGCUCGGGACCUCCUGCCCUCUCUCGUCCACGCGCUGGAGAUCCAGAUCAGCUGUCCUUUUCUACUGUUUAGGUUUUUGAUCUUCAUCCAGAGCAUCAACAGUCUUUGUUUUUUGUUUUAUCCGCAGCGUCAUUAUGGCAGUGAAUUGGAAUCCACGAUGAACAUUAAGUCUGGUCCAAUACAACAUGGCAAAAAUUCUAAAUGCAUGUCAAUUGUAUCGUUACAUCGGGUGAUGCAUCUUUGUGUAGGGAUGACGAUUAUUAAUAGAGUACAUAUGCAUAUCAGUGCCAGUACUGUACAGUUUAAAACCUGUUUUAACCCACUUGCCACUUGAAGACCCUGCCUGGCCUUGAUCUGAAUGCCGGACAGGGCCCUCGAUGACCCUCAGCUGCAGACUUUAUUGCAGGCGUGGAGAUGGGUUGCAGCGAUAUGAUCUCAGAACGUCGGUGUGUGCGUGUGUGUUUGCGUGUGGGUGUGGGUGGGUGUGCCAAAUGUUUGCAUUCAUGCAUGUGUGUGUGCGUGUGUGGGUGUGCGCGCGUGUACAUCUGUGUGUGUAUGCAUAUAUACACACACCAUGACCAUUUACAUGUGUGUGUGUGUGUGUGUGUGUAUGUAUGUGCAUAUCUGUGUGUGUAUGCAUAUAUACACACACCAUGACCAUUUACAUGUGUGUGUGUGUGUGUGUGCAUAUCUGUGCGUGUAUGUAUAUAUACACACACCAUGACCAUUUACUUACAUGUGUGUGUGCGCGUGCAUAUAUA